Messenger RNA from Salvia hispanica, 1206 nucleotides. Its product is annotated as protein FAR1-RELATED SEQUENCE 5-like. The record is from RefSeq and is a predicted model, not a curated record. Lineage: Eukaryota; Viridiplantae; Streptophyta; Magnoliopsida; Lamiales; Lamiaceae.
AUGGUGUUGGAUGAUAUGGCUAAGAAGAAGGAACUAUCCGAGGCGUUCACAUAUCACUACGAGGUUAAUGCUAGUAACCAGUUGGUUGCUCUGUUUUGGUGCGAUGGUUUGAUGAAGAGGAAUUACCAUAUGUUUGGUGAUAUUGUGGCGUUUGACUCUACCUACAACAAAAACAUGUAUUAUAUGAUCUUCACGCCAUUCACGGGAAAGGACAAUCAUGGAAGACCUGUAACUUUCGACGCUGGUUUGGUGUGCAACGAGAAAAUAGGGGCUUUUGCUUGGUUACUGAGGGAUGAAGAUUUCAAGAAAGAAUUCAAUGCAUGUGUCUGGUCAGAGCUGCUUGAACCCCACAAAUUCAAAGAAGAGUGGAAUGGAGUAGUGGAACGUCAUGGCUUGGAAGACGUUGAUUGGUUCAACACCGUGUAUGACUAUAGGCAUGUUUGGAUACCUGCGUACUUCAGAGAUUUUCCACUUGGGUCGAUGAUUAGGACUACCUCCAUAUCUGAAUCGGAGAACAGCUUCUAUAAAAACUUUUUGAAGCCACGUGCCAACAUUGCCGAAUUCUACUUGAAUUUCAACAAUGCUCUGGAAUUUCAGCGGAACAGUAUAACAAAGUUGGACUACCACGAUGCAACAACUCUGCCCAUAUUGGCCACUACCUUGACAUUUGAGAAACAUGUUUCGACGAUGUACACCGAUAGUAUGUUCAAGAAAACACAAGAGGAAAUUGUUGAGGGUAAUGAUAGAUGCCGCGUUCUAGGUUUUUCAUCUACAGAUAUUGUUGACACCUACAAACUUGGGGACAACAAUCGCAAUUCAUACUUUGUGAGACACGAUAAGGCUGAUGAGUCAUACUCGUGCAAUUGCAAACUGUUCGGUUAUAUUAAUCAGGAGUUCAACGAGGUUGAUAACCAUUAUAUGGUUAAGUCAGAGCAUCAGCAGUUUAUGUCACUUAAUCGAAAGUUGGAUGAUGUACAUCACCAAUUAAUUCUUGAUUGUUCGAAGGCUAAUAUAGGCCUCACACUUUCGUUCAAUGUGUUGAAGGAAAUUCUCGGUGGAUUUGAGUUUCUUGGUUGCAAUGUUGGGGGUAUCAGGAAUGCUUCUCGAGACAUCAAAGCAUACACACAUGGGAUCGACGUACAAGUGGUGUUGGAUGAUAUGGCUAAGAAGAAGGAACUGUCCGAGGCGUUCACAAAAAUAUCAUGA